Molecule: messenger RNA, 846 nt
Organism: Metarhizium album ARSEF 1941
Lineage: Eukaryota; Fungi; Ascomycota; Sordariomycetes; Hypocreales; Clavicipitaceae
Exons: 1
Coding region: 1-846 (281 amino acids)
Source: RefSeq, a predicted model, not a curated record
AUGGCGCUGCCUCAAGGCGGCCCUCCACCCGGCCUUCAAGACGGCUCUCUAGGCGGCUCUCAAAACCUCCCUCCAACCAGCCUUCAAGACGGCUCUCAAGGAUUCCCUCCAGCCGCCUCUCAAGACUUCCCUCCAGCCGCCUCUCAAGGCGGCUCUCAAGUCCUCCCUCCAGCCGGCUCUCAAAACCUCCCUCCAAUCGACCCUCAAGCCGGCUCUCAAUUUCCAGGCGGCUCUCAAGUCCUCCCUCCAGCCGGCUCUCAAAACCUCCCUCCAAUCGACCCUCAAGCCGGCUCUCAAUUUCCAGGCGGCUCUCAAGUCCUCCCUCCAGCCGGCUCUCAAAACCUCCCUCCAAUCGACCCUCAAGCCGGCUCUCAAGACGGCUCUCAAGGCGGCCCUCCAACCGGCCCUCCAACCGGCCCUCCAACCGGCCCUCAAGACGGCUCUCAAGGCGGCUCUCAAGGCGGCAUGGUAGCUUCUGACCAAGCAGCACCCCCUGAAAUCCAACUCCAGCAGGCCAAGCAGAACGAUGAGUCGGCAGAUCUCUUGGAGAGGGAGGCCGGGAGGCUGCGUCAAGAGGCCCAGGAAAUCAGACGAAGAGUCGGGGCCACUUCGAAUGAGAACCCGGCCGCCGAUGAGAACCCGGCCGCCGAUGAGAACCCGGCCGCCGAUGAGAACCCGGCCACCGAUGGGAACCCGGCCACCGAUGGGAACCCGGCCACCGAUUCGAAUGAGGACCAGGCCCCUCAGAAUGAGAACCAGGCCCCUUUCGAGAUGCAGGCCCCCAGCCCUGAACAACAGCGGGAGACACCACCGCCCGAGAUAAUGUCAGGACCCAAUGGAAACUAA